AUGGGUCGAGCAGGGUACGAAACUACCUACGUCUGCAGCGACAAGGACUCUGCGGCGGCAGACGCAAUUGCCAUGCACGAGAAGAUCGCGGCCAUCGAGGCUGCUGAGGCUGCAGAGGCCAAAUUCAUCAGGAGCAAGAAGUCUCGUGGAAUCGUGGCCGCACGCAAGGCCGCCAAGGACAAAGCCACCUCGCAGGCGGGUGCCUACGAGUCGGAGGGCGACUCAGACAAGACCACAAAGCCCUGA
Molecule: messenger RNA, 246 nt
Organism: Alternaria arbusti
Lineage: Eukaryota; Fungi; Ascomycota; Dothideomycetes; Pleosporales; Pleosporaceae
Exons: 2
Coding region: 1-246 (81 amino acids)
Source: RefSeq, a predicted model, not a curated record